This is a messenger RNA of Puccinia triticina, 471 nucleotides long. RefSeq lists its product as uncharacterized. The coding region runs from base 1 to 471 and encodes 156 amino acids. The record is from RefSeq and is a predicted model, not a curated record. NCBI's taxonomy places the organism in Eukaryota, Fungi, Basidiomycota, Pucciniomycetes, Pucciniales, Pucciniaceae. The transcript has 4 exons.
AUGGACCACGAAGCUUCUACCAACCUGGAUCUGACCUCAGUCAAACCGGACUCGCCGAUACACUCGUGGUUCAGUUCACCGUUGAUCAUUCCCAACGAUGGUUCGACUGCCCGAGAUCAUUUAGGCCGCGAUAGGACAUGGAUGCAAUGGAUCAGAUUGAGUACCUUGUUGGUAUUGGUCUCACUGGCCACCUGUAUAAGCUUUCCAUCUGAUUCUGAUGAGCACGAUCAUGGAGAUCCGGAGGAUGAUAAACAUUCUGAAGAAUAUUUAAAUCCGUUUGGUGUAACCUUUCUUGCUUUGUCAAUCGUCUUGCCUUUGCUAGGAUUUUUUGAAUAUCUCUCGGUUCAUCAAGCAAUGUCUAUCAAGAGAGGUUUUGUUCAAUCCGGGUUCUUUUCCGGCUUUAUGAUCAUGGCCACUUGUCUAGUUUUAUCGGUGUUUACUUUGGUGCUAUUUUGGGAUGGAUUUGUAUAA